Sitodiplosis mosellana (orange wheat blossom midge) is the source of this 1161-nucleotide messenger RNA. RefSeq lists its product as uncharacterized. The transcript has 3 exons. The record is from RefSeq and is a predicted model, not a curated record. Bases 174 to 749 code for a protein of 191 amino acids. NCBI's taxonomy places the organism in Eukaryota, Metazoa, Arthropoda, Insecta, Diptera, Cecidomyiidae.
CCAGCAUCGGAAAUGAACAAGACGCAUCAAUUUCAAACGCCACCCAAGAAGCAUUGAUUUUUCGUAAUGAGCCUUUAACUAACGAAACCACAAAUGGAAAUGUCAACGAAGAUCCUUUGGGAACCGGUGAGAACGAAAUUCAAGUUAAGACGGAAAGUGUGCCAUUGUACGAAAUGCACGCUCGCAAUAGCUCAGAGAUGGACGAAUUGCUAGAUGAGGCAGAAGUGGUCGAUCUUAGUGAUGAUGAAGUAAUGGUAGUUUCAGAAGCUGGUGUGCCUAGACCAUUCGCAACGACCGGUGAAAACAUAGUAAAGCGCGAAAAGGAUGCAAUUUCCGGUGAUGAGCCAUUUAAUAUCGAAUAUGAAUACAAACAGAAAGAAAAGGUCAAGUUGGGUCGUGUAUACAAAAUUGGCGGAAAAAUGAUUUUGGUACCAGAAAAAGCCGUUGAAAAACUAAUUGGAUGGAAUGAACCAGCAAAACGAUCUGACAUCCAAUACGAUCGAAAAGCAUGCUUUACUUGGCUUUUGUCAUUGGUCGGCAAAGAACAACUGGCUGCAUGCAACGUCAAUCGUGAAACAAUGGAUUUUCUUAAAGCUUGUUUUACGAUUCGUUGCGGCACACAACAAAAUCGCAUUGAGGCCAUCGAAAAAUACAAAGACGAAUUAUGUCAAGCUGGCGGUAUCAUCAAAAAUGUCGUGAUGUUGGACCAAACAACUGAAGGAAAUAACGCUGACACAGAUACAAAUUGAAGCCUGAGGCCUCGAGUCAUCUUCAUAUUCAUUUCGUUACUAUUUUUCCAUUUUUUUUCUCAGUUUAAUUUUUAUGUUCUGCGAAGUCAUGUUGAAACUUUGGAUCUAAUCAUUUUAUAUUUUUAAAUCUCAAUUACGUCUUCAAAACAAAGUUUACUUUUCAGUAGUUUUUAAGACCAAUUACCUCUCUUACUAUUUUUUUUAUUUCUUCAAAGUGAAACCAAAUUAAAAUUAAUACGCUUAUAUAUGUAGCACUGAUUUAUAUACGAAUAUUCAAGUAUCGUUAAUCAAACAAAAUCAAACCUAAAGAGUGAUAUUUACUAUUCAACCAUUUUUUUUUCGAGAAGUCAUUAAAUUUAGUUCGAAACUGUUUCGCUAAAAUCAAAGAAAAAAUGAAGAACUGAAAUAUAGA